Messenger RNA from Camellia sinensis, 492 nucleotides. NCBI's taxonomy places the organism in Eukaryota, Viridiplantae, Streptophyta, Magnoliopsida, Ericales, Theaceae. The record is from RefSeq and is a predicted model, not a curated record.
GUUGAGAUCAAAAGAACAAUUCCGAAAGGUUCUGCUGAAUCUAAGGAUUUUAAAACAAAGAAGAUUUUUGUUGGUGGGAUACCUACCUCUAUCACUGAAUAUGAGUUCAAGAAUUUCUUCUCAAAGUAUGGAAAGGUAGUGGAACACGAGAUCAUAAGAGAUCAUGACACUAAACGCUCUCGGGGCUUUGGAUUUGUUGUAUUUGACAACGAACAAGUUGUUGAUACUAUUCUGGCCAAUGGAAAUAUGAUUGAUAUGGAAGGCUCACAGAUGAGGGAGCAGAAACGGGCUGCUCUUUUGAAAGAAAAAAGGGCCUCUAGUGGAUUGACAAGCCCUCCCCGUGUCAUUGUGAGUAUCCUAAAUGAAUAUUUUAGUAAUGAUGAGAUUCUAUGGAAAGCUUUGGUUUCUCCAAUUGAGAAAUAUGCAGUUGUUCCUGAUGACAACGCAAGUGUUCUUUCCACAGUCUUCAUUGUCUUCAUUACUGGUGUUUAA